AUGGUGGAAAAAGUUCACAUUUCCCCAGAUGGGGAAUUUAUUGAUUCGAAUAAGAAUCAAAUUCAACUAAGAGGUGUUAAUUUAGAUCCUACGAUAAAGUUUCCAAGCAGCCCUGAGUAUACAAGUCAUGAUCCUGUGAAUAAGGAAUUCUUCAAUCCUAAAGCAAAGGUUAACUAUAUCAAUCAUCCAUUUACCGUUGAUGAUGUAGAGGAGCACAUUCAAAGAUUGAAGUCUCUUGGCUAUAAUACUAUCAGAUAUCCUUUCACAUGGGAAUCAUUGGAGCAUGACGGACCAGGAAUAUAUGACUUUGAAUUCAUGGAUUUUACGAUUUCAGUUCUUAAAAAAAUCCGUCAAAUAGGAGGGAUUCGUAUCUAUCUGGAUCCUCAUCAGGAUGUGUGGUCGCGCUUCACUGGUGGCUCCGGGGCGCCGCUCUGGACUCUCUACAGUGCAGGGUUUAAUCCAGAAGGCUUUCAAGCCACAGAGGCGGCAAUUUUGCAGAACUACUAUAUUGAUAGUAGUACAGGGGAAGAAAAGCCGCAAUACCCCAAAAUGCUGUGGCCUACAAACUAUUUUCGCUUGGCUGCACAAACUAUGUUCACUUUAUUUUUUGGUGGAAGAGAAUUUGCGCCCAAAUGUAUUAUAAAUGGCAAAAAUAUCCAGGACUAUCUUCAACAGAGCUUCUGUGACGCAGUCAUGAUCUUUUAUGCGAGAAUAUUGAAAAAUGCGCCCGAGCUCUUCGAGGAAAACUACAUAAUUGGGUUGGAAACUAUGAACGAACCCAAUAACGGAUAUUUUAUUGAUCCUGACUUGUCACAGAUUCCCAAAGAUCGUAAACUGAAACGUGGUACUACUCCAACUGCCUUCCAGUGUUUUAAAUUGGGAGAAGGCAUAGCCACCGUUGUGGACACUUAUGAUAUUUCAGUUUUUGGGCCACGAAAAACUGGCGUACAAACUGUUGAUCCAAAGGGCAAGUCAGCAUGGCUUUCUCAGUUAGAGCGCAAUAAGAUUGACGAGCAAUUCAAAUGGAAGAGAGGCGAAGAAUGGGAAGCAGGGAAGUGCAUCUGGCGCCAACAUGGAGUAUGGGAAAUAACAGACACUCAAGGACCAAAAAUUGUGAAGCCACAAUAUUUUUAUAGAGUUCCUGGUCAAAAGGACAUUAUUGACAUGCGUUACUUUGUUAAUCAUUACUUUCUUGAGCAUUAUUUGAGCUAUCGAGAAGAGUUUCGGAAAUUGGAUCAAUCGUCUUUCUUGUUUCUGCAGCCACCAACUUUGCAGGAGCCUCCAAAUUUAGCUGGUACCAACUACAUCGAUAAAAAAACUGUGUAUGCCUGUCACUUUUACGAUGGCAUGUCACUUAUGUUCAAAACCUGGAAUAGAACUUAUAACGUUGAUACAUUUGGAAUAAUGCGCGGAAGAUACAAGAAUCCAAUUUUCAGUAUUGUCUUGGGAGAAGCCAACAUUAGGAAAUCUAUUCGAAAUCAGCUACUGGAAAUGAAACAAGAAGGUAAAAGGUUACUGGGAAGCAGUGUGCCUGUGUUUUUCACAGAGAUAGGAAUGCCGUUCGACAUGGACGAUAAGAAAGCGUAUAAAGAUGGUAAUUUUGCCUCGCAGACUAGCGCAAUGGAUGCGUUAGGAUUUGCUCUGGAGGGCAGUAAUUUAUCAUUUAGCUUAUGGUGUUAUUGUAGUCAUAAUGAUCAUAAAUGGGGUGAUUAUUGGAACAAUGAAGAUUUCUCUAUAUGGAGCAAAGAUGACUUGAACAGCUUACCAGUCUUGGUACAUUUAAAACCAAAUGAUGGAAAAGAAUUCAAGACAAGAUCAGCACCCAUUAUUUCUAGUAAUGAGAGCACGACCAACAAUAAGAGCGCGGUGAAGACUCUAGACUACAGUGGAAUUAGGGCACUAAAGGGUAUCCUGAGACCAUACCCGGUUAAGAUACAUGGCGUAUUCGAAAGCGCGGACUUUGACCUUUCACAAAGGAGCUAUAAUUUGAAAAUUAAGGGAAGGCCGAAUAAUGAUGAAAGUCAUGCAUCGCUUCUGUUCUUACCGAAGUAUCAUUUUCCACUUGGAGACGUCCACAUCAAAGCUUCGUCCGGUCAAUUCCAGUAUGACCCGCAACAACAAGUGUUGAAAUGGUUUCAUGAACCCGGUCACCAGUACAUUACUAUAUCAAAUUUGGGGUCCGAGCAGCUUUUGGGAAACGGUGAGGAACCAGAGGGGUGUGCAUUGAUGUAA
Lachancea fermentati is the source of this 2232-nucleotide messenger RNA. Lineage: Eukaryota; Fungi; Ascomycota; Saccharomycetes; Saccharomycetales; Saccharomycetaceae. The record is from the annotation of a GenBank genome assembly.